AUGCGGUGGUUCGCACGUCGGAAGGGAAGAGGCAUCGUGGAGACUCUAAACCUAUACAUCUCGCGGGCGCAAUGCCAGCCGUGCGGUCAGCAAUGCCGACGAAUCCCUUCCUCCAAGACGGUGCUGGUGCUGCCAGAGCCCAAGGUCUCGUGCGCAGGCACUGCAGAGCGCGCGGCUGACGAGGCCGAGCAGCUGCUGCGAGGCGAGUGCAGUGAGGCACCGCUCAGAGCAGUUCCUGCUCUGCGCUGGUGUUUUUGGGCAGCGGUGCUGGUCGUGGUGGCUGUCGUGUGCUUCGCCGUCGGCCCCGCACCAAGGGGUGCUGGGCUUCGUCCGGAGAGUGCCCGCGUGACGCAGGCCUAUGAGCUGCAGAACGCCUCGCAGGCGAGUUUGAAGGGCCUCAAAGGCCUGGGCCUGGGCGGAGUGAGCCUCGGUGGAUGGCUUUGCUUGGAGGACUGGUUCUUUUCCAUGGGCAAAGGCAGGCUUGUCUCCAGUGCUCACGAGCAGGGCCAAGGGUAUGCGUUGCCUCCCCGAAUACCCUUGAUGAACAGUCCGUGGACAUCCGAAGGAUUGCUCACGCGACAGCUCAUCAACGAGCAUGGUCAGGCUUAUGCAGUCCAAGCCAUAUCCGAAUACCGGACGCACUUCGUUACACCCGAGGUAGAGCCAACGACGCCACCCGAUAAGUUGAAUCGCUUCGGAUUGUGGGAACGGAGGGACAUGGGAGAAUCUCGUGACGAGGCUGCCUCCCAGGGUUCUUUUGUCUCCGAGGUCCAGGGCGCCGAUGGCGCUGAGCCAGCCGACUUUGCAGCAUCCAAUCCUUCUGCAGCCGGCGACGACAGACAUUCUGUGGAUUGCGCAGGCGCUGGCAAGGACACGGCUCCCCGGGGGUCCGUCAGUGCCAAGGCUGACAACGACGCCAGCAAGCGCUGGAAAUCCGGUGCGAUUCCCACUGCACCUGUCUUCGACGGAGACGUGGAAGGUGAUGCUGAGCUCGAGCUGGAGGAAGUGGAGGACAGCCGAUACGAUUGUGAGGGGGGCACUAUUCGUGAGUACGAGAGCAUUGGGCGCUUACAGAGUGAGUCUGUGAAUGCCUUCAUUCGAUUUCGCUUGUUGGAGCGCAAGAUGCAGGAAAGCAAGGAAAGGGCAACGGCGCAGAUCCUUCUUGCCGCGGGCAACAAGUACGAGAUGAAGGGCGUUUUGGACGCUCUGCGGGUGCACUACCCGACGGUCUCGAGGGAGGUCAAGCUAUGCUCCUUCUUCCUCUUCGUCAUCGGCUACGUUAUCCGGUUCUACUGCAUCGAGGAUGACUAUGACGCGGUCGCUGAAGGCGAGUAUCUCGACAUGGUACCCGAGAACCCCGAUGAAGACCUCCACGACAACCCGCUGGAGGAUUGUGAGUACGAGGCUGAGGCAGACAACCAAGCCGAUCACCCGGAUGUUGACGCCGACGAGGCUCCCGAGCAGGAUGAGGGAGCCGAUGAGAACAACACCGAGGGCCCCAGUGAUGAUGUUCAGGCUUUGCUGUCUGCAGCCCAGGCUCUUACGGUCACCUCAAAGAGAUUGGCUGGCUUGGUACAAGCGAGAGGAUUUUACCAGGCGGGAAAGUCCAAUUUCGCUGGUUCUCCUAAGGGCUCCAAGGGCCGCGGCAAGGGCGGCGAGUCCAAGGGCAAGGGUGUCAGUGGCAAAGGCGGCGGUCAUGUUUUUCCUGGCGGCAAGUUUAAGGGCAAGACUGACAACGGCAAAGGCGCCAAGGUGAGCACGUCGCUGCACCGCUCAAGGCUGAAGGGCUGCCUGUGCCUCGGAUGUGGAUCUCCCGAUCACUGGAUCAAGGGUUGCCCCAGCUUUAACGUUCACAAUGCACAGGUUUCAACUGCCGGCAUCGAACUCGACGCCGAGGGCAAUGUCGUUGCCGAAUGCUGGAUGGUUUCAGCUGAGCCGGGCGAGGAAAAGAUCGUGCGACUUCCAGCCCUCAGUCCUGAAGAUGCCUCCUCCUCUGACUUUGCCCAGUUGCAAGACUUGGCACUUGAGUACAUUGGUUGCUCUGAUAAGAUGAACCGGAACCCUUCGAUCCUUUUGAAUUACCACAACUUUCAGAAUGCGGCUUUCAUGAUCGCAGACACGGGUUGUCAAAGACAGGUAGCUGGGCAGGCAUGGCGCACUCAGAAGGCACUUGAAGUCAAGCCGCUACAAGCAAUUGCAUUGGACGAUUCGUGCCAUUUCAGCUUUGGGCCAGGUCGGCCGCUGCGGAGUCAGGGCCGAUUUGUCUACCCAGUUGACAUUGGAAGUGAAUUGUUGACGCCGCUCGUUCGGUGCCUCAUGCCCUCUCCAACAUGGUUGAUCAGCUGGCGGAACAUGAUGGCGCGGCUGCUCGAGUUCGUGACAUCGGUGCAGCAGGCAGUUCUCUUUUGCUCAGUCAUAAGCCUGAAGCCAGCUCUCCGAGACGCCGUUCUUCGCACUCAUAUGGUGCCAAGCACAGCAGCCACUAUGCUGUCGACGAGUGCAGCGAUGGCAGCGAAAAAGGCGCUCAACCUGGACCGAUGCACGAAGGAUCCACAUCGGGAAGGUUGUCACUUCUUGAUUGAGAACCCGGCGGGCACUCCCUUCUGGGAUCACCCAGCACUACGGCGACUGCGCUCCGUCCCCGGGGUGACUUUGCAAACUGGUCACAUGUGUCGGUUCGGACUCAAGGACAACAAUGGCCUCUUGCUGAAAAAGCCGACCUCAUGGCUUUCGGAUCUCCCAGAGGUCCUAAUUGAGCUCGGUGGCCUUGCAGUGCGAAUGCGGUCUACACUUCGGAUCUAUGCGAGGCAGUUAUUGAUGGGCUGGAGAAGUCCCUGGCUGCCCAUGGUGACGAGCUUCUGCAGCAACUAUGCUCAGGCAGGUGAGGACUCAGCUGCCGAGGUGUUGUUUGUGGACGUCAACCGGCGCACCGAUGCUUGGAAACCUUUACUUCAGGAAGCAGAGGAAUGCUUGCGCGGCAAGGCCGCGCUGUCCGCCAUUGUCAAGGCGGCAACUCCGCUGUUCGAAAAGAUCAGGACCCUGGUGCCCAGGACGAAGCAGACGGAGGAGCUAGAUGCAGCUGAUGCUCUUCAGCCCUACCAGGCUGGGUGUCGGGAUAUCACUUUCCCGGGGCUGGACCGAGAGAAACUUUGGUUCGUCACUUGGUUCAUGCAGGUAUGUCGUCGAGUUGCUCCUCCACGUGCUGCUCGACCAAUCAAGCCUUUCGUGCCGCGCCGCUUCAAUGACCGACUGUCUUUGGACAGUCUCUUUCUAAAGGACAUCCGCGGUGCCAUGUAUGCCUACUUGAACCAGGUGGACACGGCAACGAGCUAUCAAGCUCUGGCUUACAUCGCCAACCGCACGGAGGGCGAGGUCUUGAAGGUCCUCCUGGUCAAUGGUUGGUUCUCCUUCUUUGGCUAUCCUGAUCAACUUCUUCUUGACGCCGAAGGCGCCUUCAAGGGCUAUCCGUUCGAGAGCCUCCAGGCCCAGUGUGGAGUCAAACUUGUUUAUAUUCCAGCGGAUGCUCAUCGUCAGCUUGGUCAUGCGGAACGACACGGGCAGGCCAUUCGCUACGUGGUCAGAGCCUUGGUGUCCCAGUUCGCUCCGACCUCCACCCCGGAGAUGAAUUUGGUAGUGAGUAUGACGACCAUGGCCAAAAACUCCUUGAUGCGACGCAGCGGAAGUACUCCAUCUCAAUGGGUGUUCGGGUCGCCUUCCUCGCCUGCCGGGGGCCCUCCUUUCAACAGGCGAUGGCAAUGGCACAAUACAUUCGUUUCGAAUACGACUCCACCCUCCGCGCGGCUCUCUUACGGAAAGGCCGUCCUUUUCGUGGUCCUUUUGAGGGGACUCUGGAAGGAUAUCGACAAGGAGUGGUGGUUGCCCUUGAUGGAAGAGUGGUGGCAGCCUGGACAACAGGAUCUCGACCUGCUUAAGAAUUUUGAGGAGGAUUUGCCGCGGCACCCGCUAGCCUUUCGAGCCGACGUCGGUGUGUGCGGCGCUGCCCCGGCUGCCGAACCCGAGCCUGCUGAUGUCCCUUUGGACGCUCGCGGUCAACCUAUUCUGGAACCUUCGCCACCUCUGAUGCUGGAGCCCUUGAUGCUGGUGCCGCCUACGCCCCGGACUAUUCCUUCAACGCCAAGAUUGUUGCCGGGCACUCCUGGUGGUGGUCGUGGUGCUCCAGCGCCGUUGGCGUUGCCCCCAGUGCCGGAAGACAGAUCACUCGUACACGAACCAGCCCCAGCAGCGCAGGAUCUCCCUCCAGUUCCAAAACAGUCGUCGGCUACCAGUGCGCAGGAUCUCGCUCCAGUUCCAGAACAGUCGUCGGCUUCCAGUGCUUUGUUGCCCACACGUGGUGAGUCUGUGUCCCGUCCUGUGCCCACACGUGGUGAGUCUGUGUCCCGUGAACCUUGUACUCAGGGCGAGUCGGUAUCACGGCAGGUGACAUCUGAGCGUCGCUCUUCAGGGGGACUGACUUCAGAGCUGGAGCGUUUGAUGGUGUCAGAGUAUCCAGACCAUCGUGGCACCAAGCGUCAAGCUUCUUCUACACCUGAGGAGGUACAGCUACAAGAUGCCCUCUUACGCUCUAUGCGCCCUCCGUUCAGUGAUGCAGCUCUUCGUGAUGACGAGCUUCAAGUUGGCGGCGACGGCAAAGUUCAAGAACGACAAGCCUUCGACGCCAUUCUUCCGCCUGGCUUGAACAAGUACCCUCUGGAUGACCUUGCACCUCCUGUUGAGACUCCUCCUCCACUACAAGCACAAACUUUGAAAGUGGACGUGCGUGACCUCAGUCCUACCCGGCGCCUGGAUGUACUACGUCGACAUGCCAGGGGCUCUCAGUUCCAGGGCGGAUGGGACGGAACACCGCAUGAGCUACAACCAAUCUUUGAGCGCCAUUCGUUUCUCACGGCGGCACACGUGUGUGGCAACCAUGAGGAUCGACCCGGUGUGACCGAGGGCCUGGGAGACGAUCAUGUUUCGUGCUUCGCAACGACAAGUACUACAAGCACUUCGGAGCGGUUGGCCGCGCAACUGCUCAAGCACAAGGUGUGUUUGACCACGACUCCUGACUCCAGCUCUUGGCACGAGAAGUUGACCCGCUACAUUACAUCAUACUUGAAGUACCAUGGGCUCUCCGGGCCGACUACGUCCGUGAGCAUCUCCCGCAACGUACGUGCCCUCCCCCGCCGAGACUGUCACAACGCCAAGUCGUCCAUGCACUAUCACGUGACCUUUGGCGAGUAUGUCGGAGGACGGUUGUGGGUACAGGCGGAUGGCUCUGAGGCUGUGGGUCCCGAUGGCGUGGUGUGGAGGAAGAUGAACGGGAAGCCGGUGGCCGGCUACUACCACGACGCUCAUCAACAGAUCCUGGAGUUCUCUCCCUCCGAUUUGCACGAGACUGAGAAGUUUGCCGGCGACCGCUGGAGUAUUACGGCGUAUAUAUACCACGAGGCCUACCGGCUGACUGCUACAACCGAGGCCAGCGAACAGAUCGCCACGGAGACCUCCGGUGACAAAGGAGACGAUAGAGGCCACGUCCACGAGGCUACAUGUGCCAAGAAGCAGGCGCUGAAGAAGGAGCUACCCUGGAAGGCGAUGACGCCUGAGGUGAAACCCGGCGAGGUGGAUCGCAGUCUUAUUCUCAAGAGCAGGCUUUGCUACCGGUGGAAGCCCAAUGCCGAGGAGGUCUCGCUAUGGAAUGGGGAUUGCAAGUCGGCAUCUUUACAGGGCCGACCAGACGAUGAACGCCCUACGCCUAUUUUUAUGGCUCCUCCCAAGGAUCCCGUUGCCUUGGAGGCUAUCCCGGAGUGGAACGACCCUGCGCUCCUCUACAAGCUGUCUGCUCCAGUUUACGGGCAAAGCAACGCGCCCCGGCGUCUGAAAUGGGCCCGCCACGCGGGCGUGCUGGAUGACGUGCACUCCAAGUUCGAGUGGCGCUCGCCCUGGGUCAGUCGCGACUUCAAAUUCGUGGGACGCCACAUUAAGCAGAAGGACGAUGGCACGAUCACCAUCGAUCAAGAAGGCUACGUGGCUGAAGUUCCGCUUACCAAGACCAAGCUCGACCCGAGCACCCCGUUGAAGGACUACUCCGACCUGGUGACGGAGUAUCGGAGCGGCAUUGGCUCCCUACAAUGGCUGGCGGGCACCACAAGAGGCGACAUCUCCGUGGAUGUCUCCCUGUAUGUCAGGGCGACCCAGGACUCCGUCGUGCGCAUGCACCCCGUGAACCUGACGAACCUCCUCUUCAUCUGCUACGGCGACAGCGGCUGGGGAAAUGCUUGCGGAGGUAAGAGUCAAGGCGGACAACAUCUGGUUUCAAGUGACGACUCCGUCUACACGGAGCCAAGACCGGGCUCUAUCUUCGAAUGGAAAAGCUACAGACAUCAGCGUGUUCUGCGGUCAACGCUGGCAGCAGAAGCUUGUGCUCUGGACAGAGCACAAGACUACGGGAACUACUUGGCCCUGAUGUUCUCGGAGAUGACGGACGGCAGCUUCAUCGCGACCCACAACCAGAGGUGGACAUCGCUGGACUACGAGAGUCAUGCAGAGGACUUCGAUGGGCAGUUUCUUGCGAAUCCCGUGGUGACUUUGACUGAUGCCCGAGCGGCAGAAGACAUGUUCACAGGUGAUGCCCUGUUUGUUCGCGGAUCAAACCACGGAAUGGGACUUAGCAUGUUGAAAAGAAGGCUUGAGCGCUUUGACUGUGAGGUCCGACUGCCGAUCACCUGGGCAGCCUUCGCAGACGCCCUCGGCCCGCUAGACCAGGCUGUCUAUGCUUCCCACAAUGCUGACCUGGACAUCAUUACGGUGCCGGAUCCGUUCUACAAGGACAAUGCUUCCCUCGUCACGAUUCCGAGAAAACUGCUGACGGACUUCCUCCACGAGGCGAGAGCCCACGGACUGAGCGUGAUUCUGGAUGUCCACGCGUACCCUGGUGGCGCUUCUCAUGGUACCUACAAUGGAGUCUGGCCGUUGAAAUGUGCCUUCUGGACGGAGAAGUCACGGAUUGGAAGCACGAGUCUGACGCAGAUCGGGCUCUGGAUCGUCGAUAAACUGGUGCACUGGAUCGAGAAUAUGGACCUGGAGGCGCAAGGCACGAUUGCCGGGGUCACCCUCAUGAACGAGCCCGGUCACAUGAACCGCUGGAAGCAAUUUGCUCCUGACCAGGCCAUCCUGUCCUGGCUGGGAGAAGCAUCGGCAAGAUUUCUUAGCUCACGCCUUCCUGUUGGACUUAAGCUCUACGUGAGCUUGGUCGAGACAGCUUUCCAGGACUUCGGUGGCUUAGCAGUGCCCUGGUACCAGCAGGCUUUCACGUUGGAGGAGCGAAGAACUCGGGUCGUGGCAGAUGUGCACUACUACAUGGCUUGGAACCAUGGCAACUGCGAUGGGCGCAGUGAUGGACUUGGAGCCUACAGCUGCGGCGCCGACCCUGCCACAUAUGCAGGCACACUGAUACGAAGAGAUGUUUGA
Molecule: messenger RNA, 7467 nt
Organism: Symbiodinium necroappetens
Lineage: Eukaryota; Dinophyceae; Suessiales; Symbiodiniaceae
Source: the annotation of a GenBank genome assembly